CUCUCUCUCUCAACGAAGAAAAGGAAAGAAAAUGGAGAGAGAGAGGCCGGAAGAUGGACUUUUAACAGCAGAGGCUAAUGUGAUUUGCGAGGAGGACGUGGUGCCAAGUGAUUGGAAAGCCACACCCGUUGUUGUAGUGAGCUCCAUAGUCGCCCUCUGCGGCUCACUUUCCAUUGGGUGUUCUUCUGGAUUUUCAUCGCCCGCUGAAUCUGGAAUUAUCCAAGACUUGGGCCUCUCUCUUGCUGCUUAUUCAGUUUUCGGUUCAAUUAUGACAGUAGGAGGAAUAGCAGGAGCACUUGUUAAUGGAAAGAUAGCAGAUGUCAUCGGUCGGAGAGGUACAUUGUGGUUAUCUGAGUUAUUCACAAUUGCAGGGUGGCUUGCCAUAGCAUUUGCAAAGAAUGCUUGGUGGCUGGACCUUGGAAGACUGUCUCUGGGAUUUAGCAAUGGGCUUAUUGCCUACGUGGUUCCUAUAUAUGUUGCAGAAAUUACCCCAGAGAACCUUCGGGGAGGAUUUACAUCUGCUAAUCAGUUGAUGAUUACUUGCGGCAUUUCACUGAUGUACUUCAUUGGAAGUGUCACUGCUUGGCGCAUCUUGGCUUUAAUUGGCAUCAUUCCAUGCCUCAUAGAACUUAUAGGCUUAUUCUUGAUUCCAGAAUCUCCUAGAUGGCUGGCUAAAAUUGGUAAGCAGAAAGAGUUUGAAACAGCUCUACAACGCCUCAGAGGAAGGAAUGCUGAUAUUUCUCAAGAAGUUGCUGACAUCAAGGAUUAUACGGAAACUUUGGAGCUGCAUUCAAAAACCAGAUUUCUAGAUUUGUUUCAAAGGAGAUAUGCUCAUUCACUUACUGUUGCAGUCGGAUUGAUGUUACUGGUUCAGUUCGGAGGGAACAAUGCCAUUGUUACUUAUGCUGGCUCUAUAUUCAAAGAAGCUGAUUUUUCUAGUAGUGUUGGGACAAUAUCAAUCGCUAUUAUCCAGAUUCCAGCUACUGCUGCUAGUGUACUCUUAAUAGAUAGAUCAGGAAGACGACUGCUUCUAAUGGUAUCUGCUGCUGGAAUGUGCUUGAGUUGCCUUCUUGUAGGCUUGUCAUUCUGGUUUCAGGACCUCCACCUGUGGAAGGAGCUCACUCCCAUUUUGGUGUUUAUUGGCAUAAUGGGGUAUGUUGUUUCUUACUCAAUAGGCAUGGCAGGAAUACCGUGGGUGUUAUUGUCAGAGAUAUUUCCCAUGAAUAUAAAGGGCUCAGCUGGAAGCCUGGUGUCUUUAACAAACUGGACCUGUUCUUGGAUGGUAACAUACGCUUUCAACUUUAUGAUGGAAUGGAGCUCAGCAGGAACAUUUUUCAUAUUCUCGGGCAUAUGUUGUUCAGCUGUUCUAUUUGUUGCAAAGCUUGUACCAGAAACAAAGGGCCGAGUGCUUGAAGAAAUACAUGCAUCGAUUACCCAUUUCGUCCAAUAAAAUGAACUUCCCAUUCUAUUAAGGGACCGUCUAUCAUAAUCAUAUGUACUAAUUAAUGCUACAUUUUAGAAGGUGUUUAUUUUUUUU
Molecule: messenger RNA, 1537 nt
Organism: Alnus glutinosa
Lineage: Eukaryota; Viridiplantae; Streptophyta; Magnoliopsida; Fagales; Betulaceae
Product: sugar transporter ERD6-like 5
Exons: 18
Coding region: 32-1450 (472 amino acids)
Biological process (GO): carbohydrate transport; transmembrane transport
Cellular component (GO): membrane
Molecular function (GO): sugar transmembrane transporter activity
Source: RefSeq, a predicted model, not a curated record